This is a messenger RNA of Colletotrichum scovillei, 3955 nucleotides long. Its product is annotated as uroporphyrinogen decarboxylase. The transcript is spliced from 4 exons. The record is from RefSeq and is a predicted model, not a curated record. Bases 2684 to 3784 code for a protein of 366 amino acids. Gene Ontology annotation, biological process: heme biosynthetic process. Lineage: Eukaryota; Fungi; Ascomycota; Sordariomycetes; Glomerellales; Glomerellaceae. Gene Ontology annotation, molecular function: uroporphyrinogen decarboxylase activity. Gene Ontology annotation, cellular component: cytosol.
CUCAUCGUCUUUCCCCCUUUUUCACGUCUUUGUUGCUGGGCCCGAAUGACUUCAUCUUGUUUGCGUUUGACGUAGUAUUUGAAUAUGUGUGAAUGUGGGUGUUUAGUAUUACUCUCUAACAAUCACCCCCAAUCAUCUACCACUUGCUCCUUUCCGGAGCCCCAAUCGCCUCUCUGAUCUGCUGGGCGUCCGGCACCCCUUCAGCCUCACGGCACCUCUUGCUCUCUAGUUCGGAAUUGGUCUGCCUCCACCGUUGCAGCACCCGGGCGACGAGAGCCCUCUGCUCGGGUCCCCUGGACUGUCCUAUAACAUCCAACAACCAGAGCAGGCGUUGCGUCCGCCCGAACUCGCCCCUCUUGAGCUCCCGCGUGGCCACCUUGGCGAUGGCCGUCAUCGAGCGGUUGCUGAGCGGCACCUUGUUGUUCCGGAGCCAGCUGAUGCACCUGGACAUGUCUCGAAACGUGCUCCUCUCUGACCGGUUCGUCGCGCUCGCGAACCACACCGUCAUGUUUUCCAUGAGAGCUUUCCUCCUGAUCGAGAGCUCGUGCCGUUUCGCUGCGUACCGCUUCAUCUUGCCGUCUCCGCAGUGGACUGCCCACCAAAUGUCCCGGGAUUUUACCGAUUCGUCUCUGAUCAUGGACUUGAUGUAGGGCACCCAAGCCGUCCAAUGCCACCGUGACUCGAUCUGGCUCUCCAGCUUCUUCUCGUGUGAGAGCAGGAUCGAUCUCAGCCUGAGGGCCGUCUUGUAGUCGUGACUGGCUGAAGCGACUCGCAUGAAUGGCAUGACAGGUAUCGAAUCCCUGGUUUCCGCAAAACGUUGCAUCGAGGCGAUGAGCUGGUCCUGGCGGCCGAAGCGACUCAGCAGCUUCAUGAGGUUUUUGAUUAGCCAGAUAUGUUCCCUCCUCAAAUGAUUUGGUUUAUCGUGCUCAAUUUCGCAAAUGCCGGCUACCAGGGCAGCGAGGCUCGAACUCGCAUGUCUGGACGAUUCGCGGUCCCAGAAUGCUGCGACAGCCUCGUGAUCGCCUAGGUACCCACGGCUAGUCCAUUGCUGGAGGACAAGCUGGCUGAGAUCUCGGUCGUCGUGCCAGGGUAGCUCGCGGUCAAAGUAUUUGGACCUGACGCAAGCAUCAAAGAGAUAGACGGAGUCGACCCGCGGCAUGUGUGCCAAGACCUGCAGCCAAAGGAAAUGAAGCUUUUGGCGGGCUUCCUCCUCAAAGACUGCCGAACCUUGGUAGACUGCGGUUUCGAUCCCCUCGAGAAGCGCACCGUGGUUGUCGGGUGACAAUUCGCGGAGCGCAACGCCAAUGUCCGCGGCCCGUCUGCGCCCCGUCGACUGAGACACGGCUAGUGUUUGCACUGCCGCAAUGAUGCCCUCGUGGACGUCGUUCAGGUAUGGGCGAGGGACCGCAUCGAGCGUAGCCUGGAAUAAGAGAAUCGUCGCGUCAUUGGCCCGCAGCUGAGACGUCCGAUUCAGCACAAGAUUCCAAAAGCUCGCAUCAAACUCUGACGGGCCCAAAACUUUCGAAGAUGCGAUUCCGUUGACAACGGCCGAAAGAAACAGCUCAAUGGCUGUGCUGACCGUCUCGCCGUCAGCGCUUGUCCCGCUCAAAGACUCGGGGAAUUUCGAAACAGCCAAGUCCACGGUUCUGGGAUCGAGGGCACCCAAUUUCAGUUCCUUUUGAAGGGCCUCGACAAAGUCGUAAUAACCCGAGUCGAUCGCGUUUCGUGUCGAUGCCGCAACGGCGGCUCGGGCUUGAGACAACCGAUCGUCAAAUGUGGAGGCUGGCGCAUCCUCAAUGCCGUUCCGGUCAACUUCUUCCUCCUUCAUCUGUUGUUCUGACACCGACCAUCUGUAAACACGAGAUAGCAGAGAUUGACUUUGCUGGCUCUGUAGAUCAUCCCUCUGGUCCUUUGAUGUACGAAGUGUCGGCGGUUGCCACUUCCAUUGACUCAGGUCCACCGGGAACUCAAUGGCCCAGGGUGGUAGGGUCGAGUGUCCGUCCAUGUGCAUUUCCGCCAUCCUCCUUUUGCCCAGUCUUCGUCGAUUCUCCAGCGGGCCGGGUACAGAGCUCGAUUUCCGUCUCGUGAGGCGUGAUACGUGGCAGUAGCGCUCAAAGGCGCUCGCCAACAGACCAUCCGUGAUCCAUACGUUGUCGGGCGAAGCUUGAAGCUGUUGCUGGACGGCGCGGCAGCAUCGGACGGUUGGUCGUGACGGCGGCAUUGCGGCCCGGUCGCGAAGGGAUCGAAUGGCGACGGGCGCGUAGGUAUUCAAUUGAUCUUGCUCGGACUAUAUCAUUGUCGUCCAGGUUGUGAAGCUGCUUUUGCGUGUUCAGUCGCGGGCGGAGAUUGCCAAUUGGCUCGAUUUGAUUCGACGGAGACUAUUCAGAGCUGUUUGAAGAGAAGCGAUAAAUGGGAAUUGCCAGAGAGGUCGAAAGAGCUUUGGAUUGCGGGCCCACUCAAUGGCGGAGUCAAGCCACAACGUGGCUGGUGCACCUGCCGGACCGGCUGCCUCGGCGACGUGCGCAGAGCGGCAGGAGGCACACAGGAAGCGGUGGACGGGGGUCCUGAAGCUUUGGCGGGGUUUUGCAGCGACCGAACCGCGGGGCACUUUUUGGAUGAUCCGUGGAACGGCAUCUCCAACACCCACCAUCAGCACCUUCAAUUCCCACAGCAGGCCGACAAGAUGGAGUUGACAUUUGAGCCAUUGAAGAACGACCUGCUCUUGCGCGCAGCAAGAGGCGAGACGGUCGAGCGCCCGCCAUGCUGGAUCAUGCGUCAAGCCGGCCGUUACCUCCCCGAGUACCACGAAGCCAAGGGCACCCGCGACUUCUUCGCCUGCUGCCGUGACCCCGAGGUCGCCAGCACCCUGACCCUGCAGCCGAUUGAGCGCUUCGCCGGUCUCCUCGACGCCGCCAUCAUCUUCUCCGACAUCCUCGUCGUGCCCCAGGCCCUCGGCAUGACGGUCGAGAUGGUCGACAAGAAGGGCCCCCACUUCCCCGAGCCGCUCAAGACCCCGACCGACGGGCAGUACGAAAAGGUCCUGGCCAAGAACGUCGACGUCGCCUCCGAGCUCGACUACGUCUACAAGGCAAUCACCCUCACCCGCAAGAAGCUCGCCGGCCGCGUGCCCCUCAUCGGCUUCUGCGGCGCCCCCUGGACGCUCUUCUGCUACAUGGUCGAGGGCGGCGGCACCAAGCUCUUCAUGCAGAGCAAGACGUGGAUCUACCGCUACGCCGAGGAGUCCAAGGCGCUCCUGCAAAAGAUUGCCGAGGUUUGCGUCGAGUACCUCGCGCUGCAAGUCAAGGCCGGCGCCCAGAUGAUCAUGGUCUUUGACUCAUGGGCCGGCGAGCUCGGCCCCGAGGCCUUCAAGGAGUUCAGCCAGCCGUACCUGUCUUACAUCUCCGAGAACCUCCCCAAGAAGCUCGCCGAGAUGAAUCUGGAGCGCGUCCCCAUGACCGUCUUCCCCAAGGGCGCCUGGCACGCUCUCGACUCCGUUAUUGACAUUGGUUACGACGUCAUCGGCCUCGACUGGCUCCAGGACCCCGCCGAAGCUGUCAAGAUUCGCGGCGACAGGCGUGUUACUUUCCAGGGCAACGCAGACCCUGGCGUGUUGUACGGUACCCAUGAGCGCAUGACGGAGGCUGUCGAGACCAUGGUCAAGGGCUUCUACGGUAACGGAAAGAAGGGAUGGAUUGCAAACCUCGGCCACGGCAUCACCCCGGGCGUCAACCCCGAGGAUCUCCGAUUCUACCUGUCAGAAAUUCAUCGUUUGACGAAGAACUAAACAGGCAACGAGCCGGAGGUUUGUGGACAAAAAUCAGGGAGCGGCAAGUGGUGAUUGAAAAAGUGGAUGGAUAUUCAUGUAUCAAGUCACAACGCCUACAAGGCGUAUGAAAAAGGAGUGAAGUAAAGCGACAUAGCAUCAAUCUUUAAAAGGCAUCUUCCUAGAGACGAU